Molecule: messenger RNA, 3221 nt
Organism: Impatiens glandulifera
Lineage: Eukaryota; Viridiplantae; Streptophyta; Magnoliopsida; Ericales; Balsaminaceae
Product: protein ARABIDILLO 1-like
Exons: 12
Coding region: 202-2940 (912 amino acids)
Molecular function (GO): protein binding
Source: RefSeq, a predicted model, not a curated record
GCCGAGUGGUCUUCGGUUUUCUCUCUCAAGUGGGUUUAUCAAAAUAAAUAAAUAAAUAAAUAAAGAACGAGAGAACCCUAAACCAUUCCCAGCAUAGUGUAUAAUCUGCGUCAAUUCUUGGUUUUUCCGUUUAUCAAUCCAUACCCGGAGUCCAAUUGCUCGAACGAUUUCUGGGUUGGAGAGAGUUUGAUUGCUUUAGACAUGAAAAGGAGGGUCAGGAGAAGGGGAAACAACGGUAAAGAAGUUUUGCCAAGCUACCCAGAGAACGAUGACGAAUUAACUGGGUCUUCGGAUCAUCGGAAAAAGAAUGAAUUAGUUGAUUGGACUAGGUUGGCCGACGAUACAGUAAUCCAGCUCUUUACACGUCUGAAUAAUCGUGACAGGGCGAGUCUAUCUUCAACUUGCCGGGCAUGGAAGAUUCUGGGCAGUUCUCCAUGUUUAUGGAGGUCGCUGGAUCUUCGAGGACACAAAUGUGAUGCCAAUAUGGCCGAAUCUCUUUCAUCUCGGUGUUCUUCCCUGCAGAAACUUCGCUUCAGAGGGGAGGAAUCAGCUGAUGUUAUAAUUGAUCUCCGGGCUAAGAAUUUGAAGGAAAUAUGCGGUGAUGGUUGUGGGAGAAUAGUUGAUGCUACUCUAUCUGUUAUCGCUGCUCGUCAUGAGGCACUUGAAAGUCUGCAAAUUGGCCCUGAUUUCUGUGAGAAAAUCAGUAGCGACACAGUCAAACUGAUUGCUAAAUGCUGCCCCAAGCUUAGGAAACUGCGGCUUUCGGGUUUAAGGGAUGUGGAUGCAAAUGCCAUGAAUGCUUUGGCUAAACAUUGUCUUAAAUUGGUGGACUUGGGGUUUAUAGAUGGCAUGACCUUGAAUGAGGUAGGUUUAGGACGUAUUGAGUCAUUACGAUUUCUUUCUGUUGCAGGAACAACAGAUUUGGAUUGGACUGCAGUUUCCCAGCAUUGGGUUAAAUUACCUAAUUUGAUAGGCUUGGAUGUUUCAAGAACUACUCUAACUCCUGUUGUCGCCUCUAGGUUGUUGUCACAUUCAAAGAGUUUGAAGGUCUUGUGUGCUUUGAAUUGCACAGUCCUUGAAGAAGAUACCGCCUUUACUUACAACACCAGUAAGGGUACAUUGCUGCUAUCCAUUUUUUCCGACGUUUUCAAAGCUUUAGCUUCUCUUUUUGGGGAUGUUGUAAAGAGAGAGACAGAAGUUUUCUCUUAUUGGAGGACUUCAAUACACAAGGACAAGAAGGUGGAUGACAUCAUGACUUGGGUCGAAUGGAUUCUGUCUCAUACACUUCUAAUACUUUCUGAAUCAAAUUCUCACGAUAUGGACAGUUUCUGGAUAAGCCAGGGCGCAUCAUUGUUGCUCAAUUUGUUAACAAGCUCACAAGAGGAUGUCCAAGAAAGGGCAGCUACAGGACUUGCAAGUUUUGUAAUCAUUGAAGAUGAAAUUGCUAACAAUGUUGAUGUUAAAAGAGCUGAAGCAGUUAUGCAUGGUGGAGGAGUAAGGAUUCUUUUAAAUCUUGCAACAUCUUGGAGGAAUGGGUUUCAGGCCGAAGUAGCAAAGGCUAUAGCCAACUUGUCUGUCCCCCCCAGUGUUGCAAAAGCAUUUGCAGUUGAAGGAGGGAUAGGCAUUCUUGCAAAUUUGGCGAGGUCUAUGGAUAGAGUGGUAGUUGAAGAGGCUGCCGGAGGAUUGUGGAACAUGUCUGCUGGGGAGCACAAGAGUGUUAUUGCUGAGGCUGGUGGUAUAAAAGCUUUGGUUGAUCUUAUUUUCAAAUGGUCUCCUGGGAAUGAUUGUGUUCUGGAACGGGCUGCUGGUGCAUUGGCAAACUUGGCUGCUGAUGACCAUUGUAGUUUAGAGUUUGAAGUAGUUGGUGGUGUAAAUUCUCUGGUGAUGCUGACUCGCAAUUGCAAGUCCGAGAGAGUACAGGAACAGGCUGCACGUGGACUAGCCAAUUUGGCAGCCCAUGGAGAUACCAACAGUAGUGCUGUUGCUGUUGGGCAGGAAGCAGGUGCAGUUGAAUCCCUUCUGCAACUCACUCAUUCAGCUCAUGAAGGAGUCAGGCAAGAAGCUGCUGGUGCACUGUGGAAUUUGUCAUUCAAUGAUCGAAACCGAGAAGCAAUUGCAACAGCUGGAGGCAUUGAAGUGUUGGUUGCUCUUGCAAACUCCAGUUUGAAUGCCUCAGCAAGUCUUCAGGAGAGGGCUGCCGGAGCUUUGUGGGGGAUGUCUGUAUCAGAGGCAAAUAGCCUUGCUAUUGGAGAAGGAGGAGGUGUGACACCAUUGCUAAAACUUGCACGCUCUAAUAUUGAAGAUGUACAUGAGAGUGCAGCAGGGGCUAUUUGGAAUCUUGCUUUUAACUCUGGAAAUGCUCUCCGUAUAAUGGAGGAAGGUGGUGCUCCCACACUUGUGUAUCUUUGCUCAUCAUCCGGCUCUAAAAUGGCACGAUUCAUGGCUGCAUUGGCAUUGGCGUACAUGUUUGAUCGAAGAAUGGAUAGAGAUUCUGUGGAAGCUUUAUGUGCUAAGACAUCCAAAAGUAUGGUCUUAUUUUCUUUUAGCAAGAGUGCUUUUAAGGCAAUUGAAGCAUUUGUCCAUAGUUUUACCGAUUUCUCAACGUUUUCGGCGACUUCAUCACCUGCGGCUCUCACUAAAAUAAUAGAUGCUACCCGCAUUCGUGAGGCGGGUCAUCUGAGAUGCAGUAUGCCUGAGAUUGGACGAUUUGUUGCCAUGCUGCGGAGUCCUUCUUCGGCCCUCAAGGCAUGUGGUGCAUUUGCACUAGUACAGUUCACAAAUUCAGGUGGCCGACAUGCAAUGCACCAUAUCAAACUUCUACAGGAUUCUGGGGCAUCCCGAGUUUUGCGUGCAGCAGCUGCAUGUGCAAAUGCACCAAUUGCAGCCAAAAUCUUGGCAAAGAUUGUACUUCGGAAUAUAGAGAAUCAUUGUACCAUGUGAGGUCAAGUCGAAGGCCUUAGUUUGGACCCUUUUUCUUUUGCCCGCAUUUGAAGAAUCAAUUGGUUCUACUCAAAAGCUAUUACCAUGCAGGAGUAUAGCAUGCAUAUUUUUUUUAUAUAUAUAUUUUUGGUUAUCAUAGAUUGUUUUAUUUUUUUUAUUUUUUUUUCUGAGUUAGACUAGUUUGUUGAAAUAGCUUAAUCAUAUACAGGUCUUGUUGCACUUAUAUAUAUUUGCAUGAUGAUUCCUUCAGUUCUUUCAAUAAGUACAUUUUAAUUCUAAUA